Messenger RNA from Trichogramma pretiosum, 1074 nucleotides. Its product is annotated as ankyrin-1-like. The record is from RefSeq and is a predicted model, not a curated record. The transcript is spliced from 2 exons. Gene Ontology annotation, molecular function: protein binding. NCBI's taxonomy places the organism in Eukaryota, Metazoa, Arthropoda, Insecta, Hymenoptera, Trichogrammatidae. The coding region runs from base 1 to 1074 and encodes 357 amino acids.
AUGUCUUCAAAAGAUGAAGUCGCUUGCCAUCUUCGUGUAAGAGAAAUAAAAAAUCAGUUAAAAAGUAUAAAACAAGGAGACGCCAGAGCAGAAAACUCUAGCGAGGUUAUAGAUUAUCUCGAGAAGAUCAAUUUUGACGUACACGAGUUCAGACUCAAAGAUGGAAAGUCCGCUGUGCAUUGUUUAGCUGAUUUAUACGAAUUGGCGGAGACGCGGUGUCAUCGAGACAUGCUUCUCAUUAAACAUUCCCUUCGGAAUUAUCCGCGAAAAAACUACUGCGACGCUCACGGUUACACGUACUUUCACGCAGCCUGCAUGGUGGCCGAUAUAAGAGUCGUGAGGAAAUUUUUGAGCAAAGGCGUGAACGUCAAUCUUGACACGUACACGUGUUCGCCUCUGUUCAUUGCGGCCCAGUACAAUAACGUAGAAAUCGUGGAAUUAUUACUGGAACACAGAGCCAAUCCGAAUCAGUCGGACCACGAAGGAUCGACGCCUCUUCACGCCCUCGCAUUGCCGUAUCUGUGUGAAUGCAUCGAAAGAUUUUACUACUGCGAUACGAGAAAACCAGUCGAUUACAUCGUUAAAAUGCUCAUCGACAGCGGAGCCGAUAUCGAAGCGCGAAAUCGUCACGGAGACACUCCGUUGCAGUCGGCGGUGAUGCGUUUCGACGUCGCCCUCACCAAGUCGCUCUUGGAUCACGGCGCGUCACUGGACAGUCUGAACGAGAAGCGAAUGUUCAUUCAUAAUUUCUCGUCGCUCGAAUUGAGGACGUACGCCGUGUCUCUGGAUAUUAUCGAAGUGAUGCAAUUGUUGCAGUCGGCUGGAUACAAAAUGGAUUUCCACACGAAACUCAGAAUGGUUCAAUGCUGGACAAGGAUUCAUGGAAACGAUCUCGACCGUCUGCUAGUGAAAGAUUCCGGUAUGACAUAUCAUUUAGCGGGUGAUAAAAAUCAAGUUGUCGAUAUCUAUGUACAAAUGGCUAAACAACUAACUAUUCACAAGCUAUAUGGUUUUUAUAUAAAACCAGAAGUUAAAGAUUACAUGACAUCCAGAAUACUGGCGCAAUUAUAUUAA